Messenger RNA from Cotesia glomerata, 1244 nucleotides. RefSeq names its product titin homolog. Bases 148 to 1104 code for a protein of 318 amino acids. The transcript has 5 exons. The record is from RefSeq and is a predicted model, not a curated record. NCBI's taxonomy places the organism in Eukaryota, Metazoa, Arthropoda, Insecta, Hymenoptera, Braconidae.
GCGUUAAAUACGCUCAGACCUGAUUAUACCUGUCCAUGUCUGAGCACAUCUGAUCUAGCCUAUAGAAAUACAGGAUUUAAACUCCAUAUAUCAGCACUGUUCAGAUUUGGUAUAUUGAUUUAUGUCUGUAAUUCAAAGUAUUUAAAAAUGGAAUUAACAACGUUUAAUAAAACGAUUGAAAAAAGUACAAAAAAAUCAAGUGAUGCUGGGGUACUUAGGCCUAAACGUAAACAUGUCCCUAAAAGAAGUUGGUCGCCAUCCGAUUCGAUCUCACCAAAAAAAUCUAAGACAAUGGAUACUAAGAUGGAGAAGAAAAGUAGAAGAAAUAAAGAUUCAGAAGAAGAAAUAAAGAAACUAAAGCCACCUAAAAAGCCAAUUGACUCUUCGCCAAGCUCUAGUGAUUCGUCUCAUAUUUCGGAAAGUGAGGGUGACGAAAAAACGCCACCUCAAUGUAUAGUCAGUCCAACAAAAGAUGAUCUCAAGCGCCAAAUAGCAAUACUGGAGGCUGAAAAAGCCAAAAAAGAGAAAACCCAAGAGGAAUUUCCUAAAUUGAGCUUAAAAAUGAAUAAUGUUUUAGCAUCAAAAAAUUUAAAUGAUUUUAACAAAUCCAAAGCUACGGAUUCUAAAAAAACUGACGAAAACAAGGUAUCUCCUGAAAUACUACCAGAAUCUAAUGACACCGAAGAGAAGGCCAAUUCUGCGGAUCUCUUUCCUCCAGAAUUCGACGGUGGAAAGAUGACAAACAUCGGUAACAGUGUUUAUUGUAGAAAUGUAAUUUAUGAUUCAGCAACAGGAGCUUCUAAGAAAGCAACACACAUAGCGAGGAGAUUGAUAGAAGGGGUUUUUACCCAUGAAUCUCUUAUGAAGUACACCUUAACGGGACAAGCUCCUCGUGGUAAAGACACUAAAUCAAAUGUUGCAAUUAGACCGCUUAAUAAGCGGGGCAAAGAUGCAAUUCUUGAUUUUGCUAUUCGCUAUGCAACCACUAAAAAUUGGCCAAAGCAAGAUUCUACUGUCAUUUUAAAGGAAAUGGGCCAGAGGAUCACGGAGUACAAAAGGAACCAUAACCAUGCCAUUGAAAACUCUGCUAAAAAAGAUAAUUAAUUUUAUAAAUACUUUGCUUUGACUUAUAAUUAGUUAAGAUUAUAUUUAAUACUGCAUUUAAUUGAAAUCACUUGAAAAACAUUAAUGAUUUAAAAUACGCCGCUUGACGUAAAUAAACAAAAAAAAAAAAAAAAAAAAAA